Messenger RNA from Scedosporium apiospermum, 1896 nucleotides. RefSeq names its product ABC transporter ATP-binding protein ARB1. The transcript is spliced from 2 exons. Bases 1 to 1896 code for a protein of 631 amino acids. The record is from RefSeq and is a predicted model, not a curated record. Lineage: Eukaryota; Fungi; Ascomycota; Sordariomycetes; Microascales; Microascaceae. Gene Ontology annotation, molecular function: ATP hydrolysis activity; ATP binding.
AUGCCUCCCAUUUCUUCUUCCAAGGAGAAGCGCCUUGCCAAGAAGGCCGCCCUCGGUAAGGACAAGAAGUCUAAGUCAUCCAAGACCAGCUCCGCCGCCGCAAGCAAAGCCGCCUCGGUCAACGGCGACGAGCCCGCCCUCGAUGUUCAUGGAAACCCCAUCGUCGACGACGCGCCGGCCACUUCAGAUGACAAGUUAGAUGAGGUCAAGCGCCUCGCCGCGCAGAUGGACAAGCACGGCCUGUCUGACCGAGUCACCACCGGUGUCUUGGCAUCUACCCAGCAGAGCAAGGACGUCAAGAUCGCCAGUGCCAGCUUAGUGUUCCACGGUCGUGUUCUUAUCAACGACAGCACCCUGGAGCUAACAUACGGUCGUCGAUAUGGUCUUCUCGGUGAGAACGGUUGCGGAAAGAGUACACUCCUCAAGGCCAUCUCGAUGCGGGAAUACCCCAUCCCCGAACAUGUCGACAUCUAUCUUCUAAAUGAAGGUGCCCCUCCCAGCGAACUCGGUGCCCUUGAGUGGGUCGUUACCGAGGCGAAGAAUGAGCUGGACCGCCUCGACAAGCUUGCAGAGAAGCUGCUCGAGGAAGAGGGUCCCGAGAGCCCUGUCCUUAUGGAUCUCUACGACCAUAUGGACAAGAUGGAUCCUUCCACUUUCGAGACCCGCGCCUCCCUCAUCCUAACUGGUCUAGGCUUCAACAAGCACACCAUCCACAAGAAGACUAAGGACAUGUCUGGUGGUUGGCGAAUGCGAGUUGCCCUUGCGAAGGCUCUGUUCGUCAAGCCCUCGCUCCUCCUGCUCGAUGACCCCACGGCCCAUCUUGACCUCGAAGCCUGUGUGUGGUUGGAAGAGUACCUGAAGAAGUGGGACCGAACUCUCGUGCUUGUCUCUCAUUCGCAGGAUUUCCUCAACGGUGUCUGCACGAUGAUGAUCGACAUGAGGGCGCAGAAGCUCGUCUACUACGGAGGAAACUACGACUCCUACAUCAAGACUCGAAGCGAACAGGAGACCAACCAGAUGAAGGCUUACCACAAGCAGCAGGAUGAAAUUGCCCACAUCAAGAAGUUCAUCGCUAGCGCGGGUACGUACGCCAACCUUGUACGACAGGCCAAGUCUCGACAGAAGAUUUUGGACAAGAUGGAAGCCGACGGCUUCAUCCAGCCCGUCAUCCCUGACAAGGUCUUCAGCUUCCGUUUCGCCGAUGUCGAGAAGUUGCCUCCUCCCGUCCUCUCUUUCGACAAUGUCAGCUUCUCCUACUCUGGGGAAGCCAAGGACGAUCUGUACAAGAACCUCGAUCUCGGUUUUGACAUGGAUUCCCGAACCGCCCUCGUGGGACCCAAUGGCGUUGGCAAAUCGACUCUCCUCCGACUCAUGACCGGCAAGCUUUCGCCCCGUGAAGGAAGCGUCACCAGGCAUACCCACUUGAAGCUUGGCCUGUACUCUCAGCACAGCGCUGAGCAGCUCGACCUCACCAAGUCGGCCCUCGACUUUGUGCGCGACAAGUACCCCACCAUCUCCCAAGACUACCAGUAUUGGCGACAGCAGCUUGGCCGCUACGGUCUUACCGGUGAGGCUCAGACCGCGCUCAUGGGUACCCUUUCGGAAGGCCAGAAGAGCCGUAUCGUGUUCGCCCUUCUCGCCAUCGACGGUCCCAACAUGCUUCUUCUUGACGAACCUACCAACGGUUUGGAUAUCCCGACAAUCGACAGUUUAGCUGAGGCCAUCAACGCCUUUAGCGGUGGUGUUGUCGUCGUCAGUCACGACUUCAGACUUUUGGACAAGAUUGCCAAGGAGAUUCUCGUAUGCGAUAACAAGACCAUCAAGCCUUGGGAUGGUACCAUCUCCGAGUACAAGAACUACCUCCGAAAGAAGAUGAUUUCUUCUGGCGCCGUCUAA